Messenger RNA from Myotis davidii, 2981 nucleotides. RefSeq names its product zinc finger protein 385B (gene ZNF385B). NCBI's taxonomy places the organism in Eukaryota, Metazoa, Chordata, Mammalia, Chiroptera, Vespertilionidae. The transcript is spliced from 10 exons. The coding region runs from base 195 to 1709 and encodes 504 amino acids. The record is from RefSeq and is a predicted model, not a curated record. Gene Ontology annotation, cellular component: nucleus. Gene Ontology annotation, molecular function: zinc ion binding; nucleic acid binding.
UGGGCGAAGCUGCUUCUUUCCUGGGCUCCUCACUUGUGGCUGGAGGGUGUGGAUUGCACUUUCCUGGAUCUACUUCAGCACUAAGAUGCCAGGGCUCCAUCUUCCCAGGAAGGCACAGAUUCCCUUAGCUCCACCAGAUCUUCUGGAGUUUCUGUUACCUCUCUCUCCAUCAUGGCUCAGCACAGAGCUGGUGAAUGGGCUGGGACCUGGGUCCCCUUUUCAGGUACCCACGUAUGAAGUACUACUUAAGCCCUGACAACUACCCUGAAGAUGGAAUUAUGAAUAUGGCAGCUUUUCUGCGGGGCUUUGAAGACAAAAGGAUAAAAAACGACCUGCCUGAGGACCAGUUCAGUAAAGAGAAAAAGAAAAUCCUGUUCUCCUUCUGUGAGGUGUGCAACAUCCAGCUGAACUCUGCCGCCCAAGCCCAGGUCCAUUACAACGGCAAAUCCCACCGCAAGCGGGCCAAGCAGCUGAGCGAUGGGCAGCCCCAGCCCCCGGCUCAGGGUGCGGGGCCGCUGCUGGCCAGCCCCAGCGCCACCAGCACAGGCAGUACAUGCCACACUACUACCCUUCCUGCUCUUGUGCGCACACCUACUCUGAUGAUGCAGCCUUCACUGGAUAUCAAACCAUUUAUGUCUUUUCCAGUGGACAGUAGUUCUGCUGUUGGACUCUUUCCAAAUUUUAACACAAUGGAUCCUGUGCAAAAAGCAGUUAUUAACCACACGUUUGGAGUGUCCAUUCCCCCAAAGAAGAAACAAGUUAUUUCUUGUAAUGUCUGUCAGCUUCGCUUUAAUUCGGAUAGCCAGGCCGAGGCCCACUACAAAGGAAGUAAACAUGCCAAGAAGGUCAAAGCACUAGAGGCAACGAAAACUAAACCCAAAAUGGUUUCUUCCAAGGACAGCGCAAAGGCUAACCCCAGCUGCUCCAUCACUCCACUCACAGGCAACAGCUCUGACAAAUCAGAAGACAGAGGGAAGCUAAAAGUCAGCAGUUCCAGCCAGCCGUCAAACUCUGAAGGUGGCUCCUUUCUCCUCAAAUCUGGCACAACAGCCCUGCCACUGGGCGCAGACACUUCUCCCUCCAAGAGCACAAAUGGGGCUCCUGGUACUGUCUCUGAAUCGGAAGAAGAAAAAGCCAAAAAAUUGCUUUAUUGUUCACUAUGCAAAGUGGCUGUGAACUCCCUGUCACAGCUGGAGGCACACAACACAGGAUCUAAACACAAGACCAUGGUUGAAGCUCGUAAUGGGGCUGGUCCAAUUAAGUCCUAUCCUAGACCUGGAUCAAGAUUAAAGAUGCAGAAUGGUAGUAAAGGGUCAGGACUACAGAACAAGACAUUUCAUUGUGAAAUCUGUGAUGUCCAUGUUAAUUCAGAAAUUCAACUCAAACAGCACAUUUCUAGCCGAAGGCAUAAGGAUCGAGUUGCAGGGAAACCACUGAAGCCGAAAUACAGCCCCUACAACAAACUCCAGCGGAGCCCAAGCCUCUUAGCAGCAAAACUUGCAUUCCAGAAAGAUAUGAUGAAGCCUUUGGCCCCAGCCUUCCUGUCCUCGCCCCUGGCGGCGGCCGCUGCGGUGUCCUCCGCACUGUCACUGCCACCCCGGCCUUCCGCCUCGCUCUUCCAGGCGCCAGCCAUACCUCCCGCCCUCCUGAGGCCGGGCCAUGGGCCCAUCCGUGCCACACCUGCCUCCAUCCUCUUUGCUCCCUACUAAGUCUGCAAGCCCCGAGGCGGUGGAGGCCAGUAAGUAGGAACGUUGAGAAGAAAAGCCAAAAGGAUUCAGCAAGCCAAGCAUUUUGUGUUGCAGUGGCCGCACCCAGCCACAAGAUGUGAGCCCGACUCCAGAGAACAACCAACCCAUCACUAGAUUCAAGCGUGCUUUUAGGGCCCGCUCCUGUCAUUGGGGAACCCCAGCAGCACAGGCUUUAUCUCCCUAUCCCCUCCCCCUGCCCUGCCCCAUUCAAUCUGUGUAUCUCAGAUACUUGGUUUCUGGCGACUGUAUUGGUCAGAAAAAAACAUAGACAUAUAUCAUUCUCUGACUAUUUUCCCAUGAGUGUGAUCUGGCUUAGAAACAGUAUGGAAUAUUUUCCUGACAGACUUGAAAAGUAGGGUCUUCCUCACAUGUCUGUAAAUAACUCUGGAAUCAAAUUGGGCACCUUCUAGUGUGGAACACAAACAGACGAGCACAAGUGCUAACUUGUGGGCCCCGUCCUACCAAUGGAUCACAACGUUUUCUUUCUGGUGUACUCUCGUUGACAGGGAUUGUGUACUGUUCUAGACCCAAGUACUGUUGUAUCCGGUGUAGUACUAGAUCUGUAUCUCUUGUCUGAAUUCAACACUUUUUAGUUGCUGUGUAAAUGUUAGGAAGCAAAAUAGCUUUGAAUUUUCUCGUUAAGAGAACAAAAGAUCAAGUAAUGUAUUUUUUUUUCAUUUUCCAUUUUAUUGGGUGAUAUUUAAAUGAAAUAGAAAGCCAUAUAACAUAGCUAUAAUUACUACCUGUUUGCUAUUUUUGUGUAACUUAUUUUGUAGCUUCCUCACCAGUUUGAGUUGCUAAGCAAAUGUAUACAAACAGAAAAGAGCUUCCUAAAUUGCACAUUUUUGCACCUCCUGUGCAUUCUGCAAGAAGACAAUGAAUCCAUGUAUUUCUACGUAAUUAUCUCCUUCGUUUUUAACCUGUUUUCAUUUGUAAUGAUGCUACAUAAUCUUGUGGCUCCCUAAUGCAAUAAUGUACAGAAGAUACAAAAUUUAUAAUUGAACAAUUUGUCUUUCUGUUCACUGAAUAUGUUGCAGGUCAUGCUGCCAUGCUCCCUUUCUAAGCUGGUAUCAACAAAACUGGAAUGUUUGUGAUAUCAGGGGUAAGAAGUACCAUAACACAACCAACCAGAGUGAACUCUUUUUGAGCAUCUGUAUCUGCAAUCUGUAAAUGGUAAAAUGUCUGUGUAUUUUUUUAAAUGUACCUUUUCAAUAAAAGUACAAAAUAUAAAAA